This is a messenger RNA of Gymnodraco acuticeps, 1012 nucleotides long. Its product is annotated as putative protein TPRXL. NCBI's taxonomy places the organism in Eukaryota, Metazoa, Chordata, Actinopteri, Perciformes, Bathydraconidae. The record is from RefSeq and is a predicted model, not a curated record. Gene Ontology annotation, biological process: immune response. Gene Ontology annotation, molecular function: chemokine activity. Gene Ontology annotation, cellular component: extracellular region. The transcript is spliced from 4 exons. The coding region runs from base 78 to 689 and encodes 203 amino acids.
UGGAGAAGAAAGAGCAACAUUUAGCACUUUAUUAAGUAUUUAUCUAUUUAAUUUAAUAUCUUUCACCCUUCUUGAAAAUGGAAAACUGUGGAAGCAUGUUCAAGGGAGUUCUGGUCGCCAUCGCCCUGGUCGUGAUGGCUCAGUAUGGAUCGGCAGCAGAAAAGCUGGAUUCCUGCUGCACAACAGUCAGCAGAAAGAAGAUAACUGAUCCAAUAAUUGGGUACUAUACCCAGAAGCCUAACCCUCCAUGUGUCACAGCCAUCAUCUUUCAGACGGAGAAAGGUUAUUUCUGCAGCUACCUGAAGUCUCCCUGGGUUCUUCUCAAGAUCAGAGCAUUCAAUAACGCAGUAGCUAGGGAUGCUGCUUUGUCUACGGCCCCAGCAUCAUCUACUGUCUCCCUGCUGUCCAUCAUUACACCCACUGCAGCAUCCUCCACUCCUCCUCGUUCUUCAUCCCCCACUCCUCUCUCCUCAUCCUCUUUUCCCUCUUCCUCAUCCUCAUUUCCCUCUUCCUCAUCCUCUUUUCCCUCUUCCUCACCCUCUUUUCCCUCUUCCUCACCCUCUUUUCCCUCUUCCUCAUCCUCUUUUCCCUCUUCCUCACCCUCUUUUCCCUCUUCUCUCUCCUUCUCCUUAACAUCGGAGAUACCUGCUGGUGAAAACCUUUCAGAAAACGAGUCGAGCAACGAGUAGCAUCGUCUCCACCUCCAGCGAAGAGUGAAUUCAUCAAGGAGUUCAAGAUAAUAGCCCUUUCAAAUAGCACUUGAAGAUGAUGUUAAAUUAUUAUGUUUAAUAUUUAGUUCUGUUAAAUGCAUUAAGAGUGAAGUUAUUUAUUAGUUAAUUGAACAGUGCUUAUAGAAGUAUUCAUUUAUUUAUUACCAAAUGUAUUUAUCAAGUUAGUUACUGUAUACAAAUUCAUGGUAAUAGUCCUGAGAAAAGGUAUUGAGCUAUUUAUUCAUUUAAAAACUUGUUGUGAAACCAUGAGAUAUUUUAACAAAUACAUUUUCCACAUCUGA